Molecule: messenger RNA, 558 nt
Organism: Lodderomyces elongisporus
Lineage: Eukaryota; Fungi; Ascomycota; Pichiomycetes; Serinales; Debaryomycetaceae
Gene: SPC3
Product: signal peptidase complex subunit
Exons: 1
Coding region: 1-558 (185 amino acids)
Biological process (GO): protein targeting to ER
Cellular component (GO): membrane; signal peptidase complex
Source: RefSeq, a predicted model, not a curated record
AUGUUUAAUUUAGUGACAAGGGUCCAGGCUGCUGCCAAUCAGGCAUUAACUUCGGCUAGUAUUAUAGCUGGAAUUGUUAUUCUAGCCACCUUUUUCCAAUUGUAUCAGAAUGAUGUAUGGAAUUUAUCGACAACUUCAAUCACCAACAUCGAGCCCAAAUCCAGCAUUAAGUACUCCUUCCAAUAUGGCUCGGUGAAUCGAAAACCGAAAGAAAAUGCUAAAAUAACAUUUGAUUUAAAAACAGACCUCAGUGAUUUAUUCAAUUGGAAUACUAAACAAGUUUUUGUCUACUUGACUGCUGAGUACCCGGGAAAAUCUGAUGGUAGUUUAAACAAAGUGACUUUCUGGGACAAAAUCAUUAAAUCUAAAGAUGAUGCUGUGUUGGAUUUAAAAGGCCAAAGAAGUAAAUAUUCAGUUUGGGAUGUUGAGAAGGGGUUUAGAGAAAGAAAUGCCACUGUGAGAUUGGAGUGGAAUAUCCAGCCACAUAUUGGGCCAUUAGUUUUCGGAGAAACGGGCGAUGUAGCCUCUUUUAAUUUCCCUUUACCGCCAAGCAAAUAG